AUGGCUGCCUUGGCCGAACCGGAGGCCUUGGGCCUGGCAAUCCGGGGCGGCCCGGGCAAAGGUCGAGGGCCUCUCCGAGGCCGUCUGGCCAAUCAGAUCCCCCCUGAGAUCCUGGGUGACCCCCGGCUGAAAGAAGCUGUCCAGGCCUUGCCCUCUAACUACAACUUUGAGAUCCCAAAGACCAUCUGGAGAGUCCGGCAGGCACAAGCCAAAAAGGUUGCCCUGCAGAUGCCAGAAGGCCUUCUCAUGUUUGCCUGCACCAUUGUUGACAUUCUGGAAAGGUUCACAGACGCAGAAGCCCUGGUGAUGGGGGAUGUGACCUAUGGUGCCUGCUGUGUGGACGACUUCACAGCCCGGGCCUUGGGUGCCGACUUCCUGGUGCAUUAUGGCCACAGCUGCCUGGUGCCCAUCGAUGUCUCGGCCCAGGGUCUUCGGAUGCUCUAUGUUUUCGUGGAUAUCCAGAUAGACACCGCCCACUUCCUCGACUCAGUUCGCCUCACCUUCCCCCCAGCUACUUCCCUGGCCCUGGUCAGCACCAUUCAGUUUGUCUCGACCUUGCAGACAGCUGCCCAAGAGCUGAGAUCGGAGUACAAAGUGUCUGUCCCGCAGUGCAAGCCCCUGUCCCCUGGAGAGAUCCUGGGCUGCACAUCUCCCCGGCUCUCAGAGGAGGUGAAGGCCAUUGUGUAUCUUGGCGAUGGCCGUUUCCACCUUGAGUCUAUCAUGAUUGCCAACCCAGGUGUUGCUGCAUACAGGUACGACCCAUACAGCAAGGUCUUAUCCAGAGAGCACUAUGGCCACGAGUGCAUGCAAGCUACCCGUCAGAAAGCCAUCUCUGCUGCCUGUUCCGCCCGAUCCUGGGGCCUCAUCUUAGGCACUUUGGGCCGACAGGGGAGCCCCAAGAUCCUCGAGCACCUGGAAUCCCGGCUCCUCAACUUGGGGUUGCCGUUCAUAAGGUUGCUACUCUCUGAGAUCUUCCCCAGCAAGCUUGGCCUAUUCCCAGAAGUGGAUGUGUGGGUCCAGGUGGCCUGUCCACGCCUCUCCAUUGACUGGGGCACAGCCUUCCCCAAGCCGAUGCUUACCCCCUAUGAGGCAGCCGUGGCCCUUAAGGACAUCCCGUGGCAGCAGCCCUAUCCCAUGGACUUCUACGCGAGCAACUCCCUGGGGCCGUGGACUGCAAACCACGCGAACCAGCAGCUGCGCCGCGGGGCAAGGGCGGCUGCAUCCUCCUGCCAGUCCGAACAGUUGAAGGGGCCCGUGCCCGCCGUUCCGCUCGUCUGCUGCAGUGACUGCGCCUGCCGCGAGGAGGCGGCGCCUUCGCCCGCUCCCUGACACUUUUCU
This is a messenger RNA of Gracilinanus agilis (Agile Gracile Mouse Opossum), 1338 nucleotides long. RefSeq names its product diphthamide biosynthesis 1 (gene DPH1). Gene Ontology annotation, biological process: protein histidyl modification to diphthamide. Bases 1 to 1329 code for a protein of 442 amino acids. The record is from RefSeq and is a predicted model, not a curated record. NCBI's taxonomy places the organism in Eukaryota, Metazoa, Chordata, Mammalia, Didelphimorphia, Didelphidae. The transcript is spliced from 12 exons. Gene Ontology annotation, molecular function: 2-(3-amino-3-carboxypropyl)histidine synthase activity.